GUACAUUUAUUUAUCUAUUGUUUAGAUUGACCACCUGUCCUAGGGAAAUUGCGGGAAUAUGACCAAAAUCCUGUUAGCUCACAGUGCUGUCAAAUUCCUGAUGAACUACGGUGUAGUUGGGAACAAAGUUGGGAACAAGUUGGCAUGGUUGAGACGUCAGACUGCUAAACUUUUUAGUGUCAAGGCCCAGAUAGCACACUUGAUCUUGGAAGAUGGCACCAAAAUGAAGGGCUUGUCUUUUGGUGAUGAGAUCUCAGUAGCUGGAGAACUGGUGUUCAAUACCGGCCUUGUAGGCUAUCCCGAGGCCUUGACUGACCCCAGCUAUAGGGGUCAGAUCCUGACAUUGACCUACCCUAUUGUAGGGAACUACGGGGUACCCAACACACAAGAGCUAGAUGAACUUGGUCUGAGAAAACAUGUGGAGUCUGAGCGCAUCCAGAUAUCUGGUCUUCUGGUUCAAAACUACAGUCAGGAGUACAGCCACUGGAACUCUGUUAAGUCUCUGGGUCAGUGGCUUCAAGAAGAGAAGGUCCCUGCACUCUUUGGGAUCGACACCAGAAUGUUGACCAAGAUCAUCAGAGACAAGGGCACGGUUCUGGGAAAGAUUGAAUUUGAUGGGCAACCUGUUGAGAUAUCAGAUCCCCACCAAAAAAACCUGGUGGCAGAGGUCUCAACAAAAGGAACUCAAGUUUUUGGGAAAGGAAACCCUGUCAAAGUGGUGGCAGUUGACUGUGGUAUCAAACAUAACAUAAUUCGCCUGUUGGUGAAGCAAGGUGCAGAAGUUCACUUGGUACCCUGGGACCAAGACUUGCUGAGUUUAAAUUAUGAUGGCCUGUUCAUCUCCAAUGGACCUGGGGAUCCGUCUCUGGCUGAGGCACUCAUCUGCAAUGUCCGUAAGGUGUUGGAGAGUGAUCGCCCUGAGCCAGUGUUUGGAAUCUGUAUGGGCAAUCAGAUCACUGCUCUGGCUGCUGGAGCAAAGUCCUACAAACUACCAAUGGGCAACAGAGGCCAGAAUCAACCGGUACUGAAUGUGAUGACAGGCCAGGCCUUCAUUACGGCACAGAACCAUGGCUACGGCAUAGAUAGUGAGUCCCUGCCCCCAGGGUGGAGCCCGCUUUUCAUCAAUGCCAAUGAUGGCACAAAUGAGGGCAUCAUGCACAACACUAAACCUGUUUUCACGGCUCAGUUCCACCCAGAGGCUAAAGGCGGCCCCACUGACACAGAGUUCCUUUUCGACACCUUCAUGGCCUUGAUGAAAAAAGGAAAGGAUGCCAACAUAAUGUCAGUCAUGCCGAAGAAACCGUACAUCCCUCCCAGAGUGCAGGUCUCAAAGGUGUUGGUACUGGGAUCUGGUGGGCUGUCUAUCGGUCAGGCUGGAGAGUUUGACUACUCUGGAUCUCAGGCCAUCAAGGCUAUGAAAGAGGAGAAUCUGAAGACAGUGCUCAUGAAUCCAAACAUAGCUUCAGUCCAGACCAAUGAAGUAGGCACCAAGCAGGCCGACUCGGUCUACUUCUUGCCUGUCACAUCACAAUUUGUUACCGAUGUGAUUAAGGCCGAGCGCCCUGAUGGCAUCCUGCUUUCCAUGGGUGGACAGACCGCCCUCAACUGCGGAGUAGAAUUGUUUCAGCAGGGUGUUCUGGAGCAGUAUGGGGUGAAAGUCUUGGGAACACCGAUAGAGUCCAUCAUGGCCACAGAGGACAGGCAAAUUUUUGCUGAAAAACUAACGGAGAUCAACGAAAAGAUUGCACCCAGUAUUGCAGUGGAGUCUGUGUGUGAUGCCUUGAAAGCUGCACAGCAGAUUGGUUAUCCAGUGAUGCUACGAUCUGCCUAUGCCCUGGGAGGGCUGGGCUCUGGUCUGUGUGCCAACAAGGACAAACUGGAGGAAACUGCCAAUAAGGCUCUUGCCAUGAGUAGUCAGAUCUUGGUGGAGAAGUCCUUACUCGGUUGGAAGGAAGUGGAAUAUGAGGUGGUGAGAGACGUGGCAGAUAAUUGUGUCACCGUCUGCAAUAUGGAGAACUUUGACCCACUCGGCAUACAUACAGGUGAUUCUAUUGUAGUGGCACCGAGCCAGACAUUGUCCAACGAGGAGUACCACAUGCUUCGUGAAACAGCGAUCAAAGUGGUUCGUCAUCUUGGUAUUGUAGGCGAAUGUAACAUUCAGUAUGCACUCCACCCAUCAUCCCUGGAGUACUGCAUCAUUGAGGUCAAUGCUCGCCUCUCAAGAAGCUCAGCCCUUGCAUCCAAAGCCACUGGAUACCCAUUGGCAUUUGUGGCUGCUAAGCUAGCUUUGGGGAUCCCCUUGCCUGACAUCAACAAUUCUGUAUCUGAAAAGACCACUGCCUGCUUUGAGCCUAGUUUAGACUACAUCGUCACUAAGAUCCCUCGCUGGGACCUGGACCGUUUUCAGGGCAUGUCUAGUGAAAUAGGUAGUGCCAUGAAGAGCGUUGGAGAGGUGAUGGCAGUGGGACGUACUUUUGAGGAGAGCAUGCAGAAGGCCCUGAGGAUGUGCCAUCCGUCAGUGGAUGGCUUUGUGCCCCAACUGCCUCUUCAAAAAGCCUGGGCAAACACCCACAGCCUGCAACAGGAGCUGGCUGUGCCAUCCAGCACCCGAAUUUUCUCCAUUGCCAAGGCCCUCCACAGUGGUAUGAGCGUAGAUGAGAUCCACCAGCUGACAGCUAUCGACAAGUGGUUCCUGUACAAACUCCAAAAGAUUACGCUGCUGGAGCAGCACCUUGCAAACUACAAGAGCUUUUCAGUGCCUAAAGGCCUGCUGCUGAAGGCCAAGCAGGAUGGCUUCUCGGAUCGACAGCUUGGUCAGAUUUUGGGUACCAAUGAGGAAGAAGCUCGACAGAUGAGGCUCAGUCAUGGUAUCAAACCCUGGGUUAAACAGAUCGAUACACUGGCAGCAGAGUAUCCUGCCAUAACCAACUACCUUUACUGCACAUAUCAUGGUCUGGAGCAUGACUUGGACUUUAACGACCAGGGAAUUAUGGUUCUUGGUUGUGGGCCCUAUCACAUUGGUAGCAGUGUUGAGUUUGACUGGUGUGCAGUGUCAAGCAUCAGAGCCUUGAGACAGAUCGGCAAGAAGACCGUGGUUGUAAACCAUAACCCUGAGACAGUGAGCACUGAUUUCGAUGAGUGUGACCGUCUGUACUUUGAAGAGCUGACCCUGGAGCGCAUACUAGACAUCACUCAACAGGAGAGUUGCACUGGCACCAUUGUAUCCGUUGGGGGACAGAUCCCGAACAAUCUUGCGGCCCCCUUGCUCCGUAAUGGGGUGACAAUUCUGGGCACAAGUCCUCUGCAGAUUGACCGUGCUGAGGAGCGCUCUGUCUUCUCCAGGAUCUUGGAUGACCUUGGUGUGGCCCAAGCCCCAUGGAAGGCCCUCAACUCCCUGGAAGAUGCCUUCGUUUUUGCUAACCAGCUGGGCUACCCCUGUCUACUCCGCCCAUCCUAUGUUCUCAGUGGCUCUGCAAUGAAUGUCGCACAUGGAGAAGAAGAGAUGAAGCGUUUUUUGAAGGAAGCCACCCAAGUAUCCCAGGCGCAUCCUGUCGUUAUUACCAAAUUCAUUCGUGGCGCCCGGGAGGUGGAAGUGGAUGCUGUUGCCAAAAGUGGAAAGGUGCUGGUCCAUGCAAUAACAGAGCAUGUAGAGGAUGCUGGUGUACAUUCAGGAGAUGCUACCCUAAUGCUGCCAACACAAACCAUUAGCCAAGGGUCCUUAGAAAAGGUCAAGAUGGCCACCCAGAAAAUAGCUAAAGCAUUUGAGAUAUCAGGGCCGUUUAACACUCAGUUUUUGGUAAAAGGCAAUGAUGUCAUGGUGAUAGAGUGUAACCUGCGGGCAUCACGCUCCUUUCCUUUUGUAUCAAAAACACUUGGGGUGGACUUUAUCAAUGUGGCAACCAAAGUGAUGGUUGGAGAGCCUGUGGAUGAGGCCACCCUACCCUCGCUAGAGAAACCCAUCAUUCCUGUAGACUACGUGGGCAUCAAGGCACCUAUGUUCUCUUGGCCCCGCCUGAGGGAUGCAGAUCCUGUACUUCGCUGUGAGAUGGCUUCUACUGGAGAAGUGGCCUGUUUUGGACCAAACAUUUAUUCAGCCUUCCUGAAGGCGAUGCUUUCUACAGGCUUUAAGCUUCCACAGAAGGGAAUACUAAUCGGGAUUCAGCAUUCAUUUCAACCCCAUUUCCUGGCUACUGCUCAUAAGCUGAAAGAGGAGGGCUUCAAGCUCUAUGCUACUGAAGCCACUUCAGCUUGGCUAUCUGCAAAUGAAGUACCGGCCACUCCAGUAGCCUGGCCCACUGACAAGGGAGGACAAACCAGUUUGCCCAGUAUCAAGAGUUUGAUCAGUGGUGGUCAUAUUGACCUGGUAGUGAACUUGCCCACCAACAAUACCCUUCACUGGAAGGAUAACUUCCUCAUUCGCAGGAUGGCUGUUGACCAUGGCGUACCCCUCAUCACUAAUUACCAGGUGGUGAAACUGUUUGCUGAAGCAAUUUGUUAUGCGGGUGAGCUGGACUCCACCAGUCUCUUCCACUACCGGCAGAGAGAAAGCCAACACAGAGGAUCUGGACAGCAAGGCUAGAGGUUCCUUUUCCUGUCCUCAAGUACUGUGCUUCUCUUUUGUACAAAUUGUAUCUGUAUUACGAUCCCUAUGUGUCAAGAAGACAGAGUUGCAGUCUGUCAGGAGAUACCAAAUUGAUAACUUCUUUCUGCAUGAAGAAAUGUUUCAAAGGGACACAUUGUUUCGCCCUACAUUGUAAUUAAUACUCAUCUUCCAAACACGGCCCUUGCUAACAUGUCCUCCUAAAAAUUGCACAAAAUAGUACUUUUGUAUAGGACACUGCAAUUGUAAAUAUAUAGUGAAGCCUUGUUAAUCCUUUAAAGUUGUACUCACACUAGAUCAGUCGUUCUGUGCCUGGGUCCACUUAACACCUAAAGUAUGGUAGGUUUUGCUCAUGUGAGAGCCCAGGUGUGCCACACUUCCCCUUCUUGGGCACGACUGGAAGAGGUGGUCUAGGUCCCCAACGAUUCCAUGCUGAGUCAUAGAAUGGCUGCUCCAUGCAGAUUACCUAAUGAUGAGCCACAUAUUUCAUAACAGACUAAAUAAAUAACAAAAGACUCUCAAUGAUCCAAAAGUCAAACCCACAGCAGCAACAACAUUCAAGUCAAAGCACAAGCAACCUUUCCAUCUCACUAAUAAGACCACCACACUGCUUAGUUAUUACUGUCGUUUCCAUAAGAUCAGCAAACUGCCAGUUAUGUGUACUGUAGUGUUAAAACAUUGAGAGAUUUCCAACUGUCUGUAACAUGACAUGAGUUCUCAUUGUGCGCGUGGCUGCGUGCAGAGAGGACUGUUGAGUUUGCUGAUGUUGUUUUGGCGUGGUUGCGGCCGACAGUAACUCCUUUGAUUUUGCAAUAAAGAGCUUGUCGAUGGACCACCUCCUCAUCCAAGGGCUCACCAGCUCAUCCAAGCAUGCCUUUAUGGACCUUGCUUUGUGCACUGGGGAAUAGUCAUGAUGGAACAGUAUAGGGCCUUCUAAAAACUGUUCCCACAAAAGCAGAAAGGUCUUGGUAGAAUUACGACACAUGGGGGACAAAGAGUGGCCACACGGUGGCCUAGUGGUUAGCAUGUUGGCCACACAGUCAGGAGAUCUGGAAGAUCUGGGUUUGAAUCUCUGUUGGCCAUCUCUGUGUGGAGUUUGCAUGUUCUCCCCGUGCGUGCGUGGGUGUUCUCCGCAUACACCGGUUUCCUCCCACAUUCCAAAAACAUAUAGUACAUCAUAGGUUAAUUGGCGACUCUAAAUUGUCCAUAGGUAUGAAUGUGAGUGUGAAUGGUCGUUUGUCUAUAUGCGCCCUGCAAUUGACUGGCGACCCCGGGUGUACCCCGCCUCUUCACCCAGAGUCAGCUGGAAUAGGCUCCAGCAUACCCUCGCGACCCUAGUGAGAAUAAGCGGCAUAGAAAAUUGAUGGAGGCUAAUCACAUGCUUUUUGGAUAGAUGGAUAAAGAAUGGGGGAAGAAGAGAUUUACUCAUACUCCUGAUUAAAAUUCCUGAUUAAGACGUGUGUCUGCAUACUUCUGUUUAUAUAAAGCACCAUUUUCUGUCACAAAGCAAACAGAGACAUUCUACAAGCAUAUAAAUGGUUCAGUGCACUGCUUCUCAAUUACUUUCUGUCAUGCUUGUUUUCGCUCCUUCCGAUUUGAAAUACUAUUGAGAAACUGAUAAUAUCUAUUUAUUUAUCUGUACUGCACAGAAUGAACUCGAAACUGAAACCACCACUGAAAUGCCAACCAAAUUGAAAUGCAACAAAAUGGAGCGCGGUGAAGCAUA
This is a messenger RNA of Dunckerocampus dactyliophorus (ringed pipefish), 6326 nucleotides long. RefSeq names its product carbamoyl-phosphate synthase 1, mitochondrial (gene cps1). Lineage: Eukaryota; Metazoa; Chordata; Actinopteri; Syngnathiformes; Syngnathidae. Bases 59 to 4579 code for a protein of 1506 amino acids. Gene Ontology annotation, biological process: 'de novo' pyrimidine nucleobase biosynthetic process; L-glutamine metabolic process. The transcript has 38 exons. Gene Ontology annotation, cellular component: cytoplasm. The record is from RefSeq and is a predicted model, not a curated record. Gene Ontology annotation, molecular function: ATP binding; carbamoyl-phosphate synthase (glutamine-hydrolyzing) activity; metal ion binding.